Messenger RNA from Penicillium subrubescens, 837 nucleotides. Its product is annotated as RTA1 domain-containing protein. The record is from RefSeq and is a predicted model, not a curated record. Lineage: Eukaryota; Fungi; Ascomycota; Eurotiomycetes; Eurotiales; Aspergillaceae. Gene Ontology annotation, cellular component: plasma membrane; fungal-type vacuole. Bases 1 to 837 code for a protein of 278 amino acids. The transcript is spliced from 3 exons.
AUGAAUGCUACCGAUAUCUCAUACCGCGGCCCAGGGCGGAUCUCCUUCACGCCGCUUUUGGCCCCGAACGCUAUCUUCACAACUAUUUUCACGAUAUUGUUCCUCAAUCACCUCCUUUUUACCAUUCGUUUCUGGCGGUUCUAUGGAUACGCAAUUGGAAUGCUGGGUGGCUUACUUUUAGAGCUACUCGGAUACGUCGCUAAAGUUCAGCUCGCCCGUCACGGUGAUAAGAAUGGAUACAUCAUGUAUAUUAUUGGUCUGACUCUUGGACCAACCUUCCUCUCCUCAUCGCUCUAUCUUGGGAUUAGUCAACUCCAACGACACUUUGAAUCAACUUGUUUCCCCAAUGUUGGGCCGCAGCUUUUCACGACAAUUUUCAUUUUGGGCGAUUUUGCGUGUCUCUGCUUCAUUGGUGUCGGAGGGUCCUUAGCCGCGAUCUAUGCCGACAGCCCCAUCGGAGUAGAUCUGAUGAUGGCAGGGCUUGGAACGCAGGUCUUGGUUACGGCGAUAUUUUGUGUAGUGCUGUCGAUUCUCGCUCACAAAUGGUGGCAGAAAAUUCUGCGAUGUGGAAAGAAAUGGUAUAUCAUUGCGGCCGUAUGCCUCUUGAUUCGGUCUUGCUGGCGUGUAGCUGAGCUACGCGGAGGAUUCAAUGGACCACUUGCGUCGAAAGAAGGAAUUUUCAUUGCACUUGACAGUAUCCCAAUGGUGAUCAUGUGUGUGAUUCUCACUUUCAUGCACCCGAGGUUUUGGUUCAUGAGAGUUGAAAAACAGGCUCAAUUAAUGCCCACAGCAACUAAGGCGCGAUGGUCGGAACGAGUUUUAGAAGGCAUGUGUUAG